CAUAUUUUAAGUACAUAUUGCGGCGCUUCGCAACAUCCGAACUCGAUCGAGGAUCCGACAAGAAGAACCAUUCCGCCGCCGUUCACCGGUUUCCAGUGUUUAGUUCUCAGCGAGCCAGGGAUUCUGCAGUCCCCCCGCCGUGCGUGCCAUCAUGAUGCGGUCCAACAUUCGGUAUUUGGUCAACGUUGCGGUCAAGGGCAACGCCAGCCUGCGGAACCACGGAGCGGUUCUGGGUCGCUGCUACUCGACGACGCACGAUGCCGAUCUGGUCGUGAUCGGUUCCGGCCCCGGCGGAUAUGUGGCCUCCAUCAAAGCAGCCCAGCUGGGAAUGAAGACCGUGUGUAUCGAGAAGAAUGACACCCUCGGCGGAACGUGCCUGAACGUGGGUUGCAUCCCUUCGAAGGCACUCCUGAACAACUCGCACUACUACCACAUGGCCCACUCGGGCGACCUGGCCAGCCGCGGCAUUCUGGUCGACAAUGUGCGGCUCGAUUUGAGUGUGCUGAUGGACCAGAAAUCGAAGGCGGUCAAAUCGCUGACCGGUGGUAUCGCGCAGCUGUUCAAGAAGAACAAAAUCACACACAUCAACGGAUUCGGCUCGAUCACCGGCCCCAACACGGUGGUGGCGAAGAAGGCGGACGGUAGUGAGGAAACGGUCAACACGAAGAACAUUCUUAUCGCGACCGGCUCCGAAGUGACCCCGUUCCCGGGUAUCGAGGUUGACGAGGAAACGAUCGUGUCGUCAACCGGAGCCCUGAAGCUCAAAGAAGUGCCCCGUCGGCUCGGUCUAAUCGGUGCCGGUGUGAUCGGUCUCGAGCUGGGCUCGGUUUGGGGCCGACUCGGCGCCGAGGUGACGGCCAUCGAGUUCCUCAGCACGAUCGGCGGUGUUGGCAUCGAUCAGGAGGUUUCGAAAAACUUCCAGAAGAUCCUCACCAAGCAGGGCAUGAAGUUUAUGCUCGGCACCAAGGUAAUGAGUGCGGCCAAGACCGGCAGCGGGGUAUCGGUUACGGUCGAGAACGUUAAGGAUGGUUCGCAGCAGAAUCUGGAGUUCGAUGUGUUGCUCGUUUGCGUCGGACGUCGCCCGUACACGGAGUCGCUCGGACUGGAGAACGUUGGCAUCGUGAAGGACGACCGAGGCCGCGUGCCGGUCAACAGCCAGUUCCAGACGAUCGUGCCGAGUGUUUACGCCAUCGGUGAUUGCAUUCACGGCCCGAUGCUGGCCCAUAAAGCGGAGGAUGAGGGCAUCGUGUGCGUUGAGGGUAUGCUCGGGGGACACGUGCACAUCGAUUACAACUGUGUGCCGAGCGUGGUGUACACGCACCCGGAGGUUGCCUGGGUGGGCAAGAACGAGGAAGAGCUGAAGGCCGAAGGUGUCGCAUACAACGUCGGCAAGUUCCCGUUCGCGGCGAAUUCGCGUGCCAAAACGAACAACGACACCGAUGGUUUCGUGAAGGUUCUGGCUGACAAGCAGACGGACCGCGUUCUCGGCGUGCACAUCAUUGGACCGGCCGCCGGUGAACUAAUCAACGAGUCUGUGCUGGCGAUGGAAUACGGUGCAUCGGCUGAAGAUGUGGCCCGUGUUUGCCAUGCUCACCCAACCUGCGCCGAGGCCCUGCGAGAGGCGCAUACGGCGGCCAGCUUCGGCAAACCGAUCAACUUUUAAUUUGUAAAAAAUCAAUAUCAUAAAGCCCCCUCUGCCAGCGGCCACUCAGAAGCAAAUGUGUAAAAAGAGCACAUACAAAACCAAUCCCAUGGAAAGUUCCAGUCAAAGAUGAGAGGUGAAAUACUGCCGGUUCUGAGACGGCAGGCUAACGGGAACCAGUAAGUUUUCUACGGACGACCGAGAACCGUAAGAUGGUGCAAAUCGUACUUUAAGUAGUUGCGCCACGAAACCAAAAGCAAACCCUACUUUUGAAAAACGUCGAUAGUUUUUCCCCACCGUACGCGAUCCCGGGCACUACGGGACGCGGAAGGCGGUUCGAAUCUGGAUUAUUGGAUAGAGAUUUCUACUGGGAAAAAAGAGAACGCAAAAAAGCAAAUAAAGCGAAACAGGAAAGCAACAUUAUUUAUUAGUCAUA
Molecule: messenger RNA, 2078 nt
Organism: Anopheles bellator
Lineage: Eukaryota; Metazoa; Arthropoda; Insecta; Diptera; Culicidae
Product: dihydrolipoyl dehydrogenase, mitochondrial
Exons: 4
Coding region: 152-1663 (503 amino acids)
Cellular component (GO): oxoglutarate dehydrogenase complex; mitochondrion
Molecular function (GO): dihydrolipoyl dehydrogenase (NADH) activity; flavin adenine dinucleotide binding
Source: RefSeq, a predicted model, not a curated record